Messenger RNA from Medicago truncatula (barrel medic), 1588 nucleotides. RefSeq names its product epimerase family protein SDR39U1 homolog, chloroplastic. The record is from RefSeq and is a predicted model, not a curated record. NCBI's taxonomy places the organism in Eukaryota, Viridiplantae, Streptophyta, Magnoliopsida, Fabales, Fabaceae. The transcript is spliced from 13 exons. Bases 194 to 1246 code for a protein of 350 amino acids.
UUUUUAAAAUAAGUGGUGGAUAUGGAAAUGGUGAUUGCUGUGGCUCCAAAUUAACCACGAAGAAACCAUACAAGAAUAAUCUCAAUGAUUAUGUGCAUAGCAAAGUAGUAGAUGCUGUUGCUGUGAAUUAACAAGAAGGAAGGAUCGAUCUUGCUUACUAACUACAAAACUGUGCAUAGCAAACAUUAAUCUUAUGGAAAUCAGUAGAGCUACAGCUCUCACUUGGUCUCACACCGUCUCUCCUUCUCUUCACCUACCUCAGCCCCUCCUCUUUACCAGAGAGACUAGGAAGUUCAGAGUUUGGUGUGGCACUGAUCAAAGCUCCAAGGGAGAUCAAAUGAUCAUAUCUGUAACUGGAGCAACAGGUUUUAUAGGUAAAAGAUUGGUGCAAAAGUUGCAAGCAGAAAAUCACAGAGUUCAUGUCCUGACACGCUCUAAAUCUAAAGCAGAACUAAUUUUUCCGGUGAAAGACUUUCCAGGAGUCAAGAUUGCAGGGGAACCAGAAUGGAAAGAUUGUAUUCAGGGUUCAACAGGAGUUGUGAAUUUGGCCGGAUUGCCGAUAAGUACCAGAUGGUCUUCUGAGAUAAAGAAAGAAAUCAAGCAGAGCAGGGUUAGAGUGACCUCAAAAGUUGUAGAUUUGAUAAAAAGGGCACCAGAUGAAACUCGACCCCAAGUUUUGGUUAGUGCAACAGCUGUUGGUUAUUAUGGCACCAGUGAGACACAAGUUUUUGAUGAACAAAGUCCAUCAGGAAAGGAUUAUCUGGCUGAGGUUUGCAGAGAAUGGGAAUCAACGGCGCUAAAGGCUAAUGGAGAUGUUAGAGUGGCUCUAAUUCGCAUUGGUGUUGUUCUUGGUAAAGAUGGUGGAGCAUUAGCUAAAAUGAUACCUCUCUUCAUGAUGUUUGCCGGUGGACCUCUAGGCUCUGGAAAUCAAUGGUUCUCCUGGAUUCAUCUGGAUGACAUUGUCAAUUUAAUCUAUGAAGCACUAUCAAAUCCAUCCUACAAAGGAGUUAUCAAUGGAACUGCACCAAAUCCUGUGCGAUUGUCCGAAUUGUGUGAACAGCUGGGAAAUGUUUUGGGUCGUCCCUCAUGGCUGCCGGUGCCUGACUUUGCACUCAAGGCUGUUCUUGGAGAAGGUGCUACUGUGGUUUUAGAAGGACAAAAAGUGGUUCCUACUCAAGCCAAGAAGUUGGGUUUCUCAUUCAAAUAUUCAUAUGUGAAGGAUGCCCUUAAAGCAAUUAUUUCUUGAAGCUGUCUUAGCACAGCAACUGUCAUAUUCUUUAUUCUUUGGAAUUGGAUCCUUGCAUCAACCCUUCCAACAUGUCUGUGGCAUUCAUCAACGGCUUUAAUAGAUAAUAUCGUUAACUUCAAAGUCUUUCUUCAAAUUGACAAUAGGAAAAAUACUAUCAAUCAAUGAAAAUGAAGACAUUUGUUUUCUUCUGCGCUCUCUAUAUUCUUCUGCCAUUGAGUUUGGCCACUUUUGUCCACCUCUGUCAUUCUUGUGCCGAGUUUUUAUAUUGGUAUUGCAUCAUGAACUAAAGUUUUGUAUAUCUUCACUAGAGAUAUAAAAUUAGUGCAUAUGAAUUAUAUA